This is a messenger RNA of Colletotrichum scovillei, 2563 nucleotides long. RefSeq lists its product as uncharacterized. Lineage: Eukaryota; Fungi; Ascomycota; Sordariomycetes; Glomerellales; Glomerellaceae. The record is from RefSeq and is a predicted model, not a curated record. Gene Ontology annotation, molecular function: protein serine/threonine phosphatase activity. The transcript is spliced from 5 exons. Bases 979 to 1905 code for a protein of 308 amino acids. Gene Ontology annotation, cellular component: cytoplasm; nucleus.
AUAAUAUCUACACCACCCACACCCAUCAGCGAUCACUUAGUGCCCAUAGCACUAUCCCUCUUUAGCCAUCCCCCCUGUAGUACGAGCGACCCCCCUCACGCUUUUCUCACCCAGACGCAGGCAGAGCAGACCAAUCCCUCCACACCUCUCUCUCUUUUCCUCUCCCAUUUUCUGCGCUCCUCCUGCCGACUCCUGCCUUUCCGACCGAGCAGCCCGCCGCCGCCCAACACAAAACACGAAAAUCCUCCCCUCAAACCCACCCUCACCUCUCCCUCCCCCCAAAGCCUCUUUUUUUCCCCCACGAGGCCACCUCUUGACCCAACGGCGACGAUACGUCUAUUCAAGACGACAACGCGAUCUAGAGAUUUCCAUCUCUUCAAUACACUCAAAACAACGACGAUCAAUCAACCAGACGAACUCCGCAUCGCUGUUUACGGCAAGAGCGGCACCUGCUGAAAAAAAGGCGAAGCUAUCAACAGACGGCCCUAUCUCCAGCGGCGAAUCCCACCCCAUACAGGCGAACUCGAUCCCGCACAGGGACGACGAAAAUUUUCUCAACGACGACGCGAGACGCUACCACACUUUCUGGUCUGCGAAUAAUCCAUAACGUCGAGCAUUUCUGUCGCCGCUUUCUCUUCCUCGGAAAGAAAGGCCUACAAGAGCUGAGAUCACUUCGCCGUAAGUCUUUCGCCCUGUCCCGCUCGCGCUUCCCCUCUCCUGCCCACUCACAACCACGUUGCCCUCAACCUCCCCGCGCGCUUCCCAAACAAGGCGGCCAAACAAGCAUUUCACCAUCUUGCGGCAUACUGACCACGCGUCUUUUCUGAACAGACACGAGAAGUGCAUCGUUCCCGUAAACUGGGCAUUCUUUGUCUCUGGCCGCUGCAAAGCACACCCCUGCAUUGCUCUUGCUUGCCGCAGUCGCGAACAAUCCCCUCGGUAUCAGCGGGCCAUCUUUCUGGCUGGUGAGGAUUAAAGAUGGCGGACCAACAUGAGGUCGACCUUGACUCGAUAAUCGACCGCCUCCUCGAGGUUCGUGGAAGCCGUCCCGGUAAGCAGGUGCAGCUUCUCGAGGCCGAGAUCCGCUACCUCUGCACCAAGGCUCGUGAGAUCUUCAUCUCCCAGCCCAUUCUUCUCGAGCUAGAGGCUCCCAUCAAGAUCUGCGGUGAUAUCCACGGACAAUAUUACGACUUGCUGCGUCUCUUCGAGUACGGCGGCUUCCCUCCCGAGGCCAACUACCUCUUCCUGGGUGAUUACGUCGAUCGUGGCAAGCAAUCGCUCGAGACCAUCUGCUUGUUGCUCGCCUACAAGAUCAAGUACCCCGAGAACUUCUUCAUCCUCCGCGGCAACCACGAGUGCGCCUCCAUCAACCGUAUCUACGGUUUCUACGACGAGUGCAAGCGCCGCUACAACAUCAAGCUCUGGAAGACAUUUACGGACUGCUUCAACUGCCUGCCUAUCGCCGCUAUCAUCGACGAGAAGAUUUUCACUAUGCACGGCGGUCUCAGCCCUGAUCUGAACUCCAUGGAGCAGAUUCGCCGCGUCAUGCGACCCACUGACAUUCCCGACUGCGGUCUUCUCUGCGAUCUGUUGUGGUCUGAUCCCGACAAGGACAUCACAGGCUGGAGCGAAAACGACAGAGGUGUCUCCUUCACUUUCGGUCCCGACGUUGUGUCCCGGUUCCUUCAGAAGCACGAUAUGGAUCUGAUCUGUCGUGCCCACCAAGUCGUGGAAGACGGUUACGAGUUCUUCUCCAAGCGCCAGCUCGUGACCCUGUUCAGUGCACCGAACUACUGCGGAGAAUUCGACAAUGCCGGAGCCAUGAUGAGUGUGGACGAGAGCUUGCUCUGCUCGUUCCAGAUUCUGAAACCUGCUGAGAAGAAACAAAAGUUCGGCCGUCGUUAAAUGCCUCCCGCCCAUAUCGACCGCUCUACUUUUACGUCCACCGACGCGGGUCUCUCGCGACCCCUUCACACCGUCCUCCCGCCUUCUCGAUCCUCUGGGUCACCCUCCGUCAACUCUUCGACUUGUCCGAUUCUUCCCGAGCCCACCCACCGACUACAACCCGCGCAAACUGUUCACGAUUACGGCUGUCUGGUAGCAGAAGAUAAAAACACAAAAACACUGGAAUUUGCAAUGGCUAUCACAACGUCUCACGUGCCUCUGUGCGAAGCCCCUCGGUGGACAAGAACUCACCCAGGGGUGUAAUAAUGAGUGAUUUGCACGCCAAUAACGCGCCAAGAGCAGCCUCAAUUUACUGUUCCAUCGUGGGAAUACUUGUCCCCCCAUCCGCCACUGCCACAAAGGCUUGUCCCAAAGUCAUUGUGCUGAGGCGCCAAUUGGCAAUAUCCACCGUGGUCACGGAGAUCACAUGAACUUGAACAUCCGCUCUUGUGUCCUCUAGCUUGCGUCGCGGCCGUAGGUGGCCGUGUCUCAGCUCAAUGUCGCGGUGGCACUUGUAAGACUAUAAUUUACUCGGCAUAGACAGAAGCAAGUCUGUCGUGGGGUUGGUAUUCUGGUUUCUCAAAGGAGGCAUCGCUCAUCGGCCGGGCAACAGGGGGGC